Messenger RNA from Rhea pennata, 1924 nucleotides. It is a transcript of the gene RNF144A, whose product is annotated as ring finger protein 144A. Gene Ontology annotation, molecular function: zinc ion binding; ubiquitin conjugating enzyme binding; ubiquitin protein ligase activity. The record is from RefSeq and is a predicted model, not a curated record. Gene Ontology annotation, biological process: positive regulation of proteasomal ubiquitin-dependent protein catabolic process; ubiquitin-dependent protein catabolic process; protein polyubiquitination. The transcript is spliced from 9 exons. Gene Ontology annotation, cellular component: Golgi apparatus; cytoplasm; ubiquitin ligase complex. Lineage: Eukaryota; Metazoa; Chordata; Aves; Rheiformes; Rheidae. The coding region runs from base 111 to 989 and encodes 292 amino acids.
GUUUGUUAGCUUUAAUCCACAGCAAAUCUCGUCUUGAUAGCAAGCAAAGGUUUGAAGGUCUGAGAUUAAUACAGAGUGAUCUGGAAUGGUUCUAACCAGACUGGUCUGCAAUGACUACAGCAAGAUAUAGGCCUACGUGGGACUUGGUACUUGACCCAUUAGUGUCCUGCAAGCUCUGCCUUGGUGAAUAUCCUGUGGAGCAGAUGACAACGAUAGCACAAUGCCAAUGCAUCUUCUGUACCCUGUGCCUAAAACAGUAUGUGGAGCUUUUGAUCAAAGAAGGUCUAGAAACAGCAAUUAGUUGCCCUGAUGCUGCCUGCCCAAAGCGAGGUCAUCUACAAGAAAAUGAGAUUGAGUGCAUGGUUGCAUCAGAAAUCAUGCAAAGAUACAAGAAGCUACAGUUUGAAAGAGAAGUGCUUUUGGAUCCAUGUCGGACUUGGUGUCCCUCCUCUACUUGCCAGGCAGUUUGCCAGCUCCAGGAAUCAAGCCCUCAGAACCCGCAGCUGGUCCAGUGCAAAGCCUGUGACAUAGAGUUCUGCUCUGCUUGCAAAUCCAACUGGCACCCAGGUCAAGGCUGUCAAGAGAAUAUGCCAAUCUCCUUUCUUCCAGGAGAAACAAGUUCGAUUUUUAAAAUGGAAGAAGAUGAUGCUCCAAUCAAGCGCUGUCCAAAGUGCAAAGUUUACAUUGAGCGAGAUGAAGGCUGUGCCCAGAUGAUGUGUAAGAACUGCAAACAUGCCUUUUGCUGGUACUGUCUGGAAUCCCUCGAUGAUGAUUUUCUGCUUAUACAUUAUGACAAAGGACCUUGUCGAAACAAGUUGGGACACUCCAGGGCCUCUGUUAUCUGGCACAGAACACAGGUGGUAGGAAUUUUUGCAGGAUUUGGUCUUCUCCUUUUGGUGGCCUCCCCUUUCCUUUUACUUGCUACACCAUUUGUUCUGUGCUGCAAGUGCAAAUGUAGUAAAGGAGAUGAUGACCCUUUGCCUACCUAGACUGAGAGAAGAUUGGACUCAUCACAACAUAUGUUUUGAUUUUAUUGUGGCUGUUGUUGUUUCCCUCUUGCACUUACAUUGCUGUAGCCUUAUUUGGCCUGUUCUGCUUUUUGUUGACACGCAGUGUUGGUUCCAGGAACUGUUUAUUUUUAAUACUGUUGCACAGAUCAACUGAUAUUAGACAAGAAGGGUAAUGGAAGGCAAGUUUGGUGCUUAAGGAAGACUGUGGACCAAGGUAGCUAUCUGAAAUGAAGAGCUGAUUCUGUGAAAAAUAAUGCAGAAGGUUUCUGUUGCUCUUGGUGGACUGGGAACGGUGCUGAAUGACAUCAGCACAACAACUUAAAAAUACAUACAAUGUAAACCUUUUGCAUAUCCAUUUGCUUCAAAAUUUGGUGUCUUAUUCCUCUAUGUAUUUAAGCUGCCUAUCAUUUAAAUUGGAUAGUCAACUUAGUGUGACUUUAACAUGCCUAUUACAUUUCUGUUUUUUGUUAAUAUUGACAUCGCUGCAUCCUUUUUAGGGCAUUUUUUUUCCAAGAAUAACAAAAUCAUUAAGGUGCAUAUAGGCCAUCCUAUGCCUUUCUUGAAAAUUGGGGAGGGAUAGGGGGACAAUAUUGAUCCCUGUUGCCUUCUGGGAAUUUUAGGAAGUGUGGGAAUUGAUUGAAAGCUACAUUUCUGAAGUUGGUUUAUGAAGCUGUAAGGUUGAGUGGUGACACAAACCUGCUAUCCAAUCAAGAUUCUUUUAAAGAUACAUUGAUGCUAAUGAUUACCACUGGACCACUAUUUUUUUAAAAUUGUUAUAUUUGCUGUCGUUUAGGGUUCUGCUACACUCAUAGGGCUAUGUAACUUCUAAUCCAGGUAUCUUAAUCUUUUUAUAUAGAUAUAUAUAUAUAUAUAUAUAUAUAUAUAAUCCUAUUUAAACCAAAUGUGUAAAUAGC